AUGUCUGGUGGUAAAGGUAAAGCCGGUUCUUCUGAAAAAGCUUCAACUUCAAGAUCUGCUAAAGCAGGUUUAACUUUCCCAGUUGGUAGAGUUCAUAGAUUAUUAAGAAAAGGUAACUAUGCUCAAAGAGUUGGUUCUGGUGCUCCAGUUUACUUGACUUCAGUUUUAGAAUAUUUAGCUGCUGAAAUUUUAGAAUUGGCUGGUAACGCUGCUAGAGAUAACAAGAAAUCUAGAAUUAUUCCAAGACAUUUACAAUUAGCCAUCAGAAAUGAUGAAGAAUUGAACAAAUUAUUAGGUCAUGUUACCAUUGCUCAAGGUGGUGUCUUACCAAACAUUCACCAAUCCUUAUUACCUCCUAAAAAGGCUAAACCAGGUAAAGCUUCUCAAGAAUUAUAAGCUUGCUAACUCUUUUUUAAUUCUCUUUCUAUUUUGAAUAUGUAUUUUAUUCUCUCUUCUGUGUUUUAAGGUGGAUCUUCUACCGUGUAUAUUAGUUGAACCUUAAUGAAUAUGUUCUAUUA
Messenger RNA from Hyphopichia burtonii NRRL Y-1933, 518 nucleotides. RefSeq names its product histone H2A (gene HTA2). Bases 1 to 396 code for a protein of 131 amino acids. Gene Ontology annotation, molecular function: protein heterodimerization activity; DNA binding; structural constituent of chromatin. Gene Ontology annotation, cellular component: nucleosome. The record is from RefSeq and is a predicted model, not a curated record. Lineage: Eukaryota; Fungi; Ascomycota; Pichiomycetes; Serinales; Debaryomycetaceae. The transcript has a single exon.